Molecule: messenger RNA, 7731 nt
Organism: Phodopus roborovskii (desert hamster)
Lineage: Eukaryota; Metazoa; Chordata; Mammalia; Rodentia; Cricetidae
Gene: Cdk12
Product: cyclin dependent kinase 12
Exons: 14
Coding region: 63-4520 (1485 amino acids)
Biological process (GO): protein phosphorylation; transcription elongation by RNA polymerase II; positive regulation of transcription elongation by RNA polymerase II
Cellular component (GO): nucleus; cyclin/CDK positive transcription elongation factor complex
Molecular function (GO): cyclin binding; RNA polymerase II CTD heptapeptide repeat kinase activity; cyclin-dependent protein serine/threonine kinase activity
Source: RefSeq, a predicted model, not a curated record
GAGGGUGGGGCUUUGUGGAGUGCUGGGGAACUUUUCCCCUUCUUGAGGCUCGGGGAAAGGGAAUGCCCAAUUCAGAGAGACAUGGGGCCAAGAAGGACGGGAGCGGAGGAGCUUCUGGAACUUCGCAGCCGUCAUCGGGAGGUGGCAGCUCCAACAGCAGGGAGCGUCACCGCUUGGUGUCGAAGCACAAGCGGCAUAAGUCCAAGCACUCCAAAGAUAUGGGGUUGGUGACCCCCGAAGCAGCAUCUUUGGGUACAGUAAUCAAACCUUUGGUGGAGUACGAUGACAUCAGCUCUGAUUCAGACACCUUCUCGGAUGACAUGGCCUUCAAAUUAGACAGGAGGGAGAACGACGAGCGUCGCGGGACGGAUCGGAGCGACCGCCUGCACAGACAUCGACACCACCAGCACCGGCGGUCCCGAGACUUGCUAAAAACUAAACAGACCGAAAAAGAAAAAAACCAGGAAGUCUCCAAAUCUGGAUCUGUGAAGGACCGGAUAUCGGGAAGUUCAAAGCGUUCGGUGGAGGGGAAUGAUGACUAUGGGAAGGCACAAAUAUCCAAAAGCAGCAGCAAGGAAUCCAGGUCAUCCAAACUCCACAAGGAGAAGACACGGAAAGAACGUGAGUUAAAGUCUGGACACAAGGACCGGAGUAAAAGUCAUCGGAAAAGGGAAACACCCAAAAGUUACAAAACGGUGGAUAGCCCAAAGCGGAGAUCCAGGAGUCCCCAUAGGAAAUGGUCUGACAGCUCCAAGCAAGAUGACAGUCCUUCAGGAGCUUCUUAUGGCCAAGACUAUGACCUUAGCCCCCCAAGGUCUCACACUUCUAGCAAUUAUGACUCCUACAAGAAGAGCCCUGGGAGUACCUCAAGAAGGCAGUCAAUCAGCCCACCUUACAAAGAGCCUUCUGCUUACCAGUCCAGCACUCGGUCACCCAGCCCCUACAGCCGACGACAGAGGUCUGUGAGUCCCUAUAGCCGGAGACGGUCAUCCAGCUAUGAAAGGAGUGGCUCUUACAGCGGGAGAUCGCCCAGCCCCUAUGGUCGAAGGCGAUCUAGCAGCCCUUUCUUGAGCAAGAGGUCUCUGAGUCGGAGUCCAAUCCCCAGUAGGAAAUCCAUGAAGUCCAGAAGCAGAAGUCCUGCAUAUUCAAGACACUCGUCUUCUCAUAGUAAAAAGAAGAGAUCCGGGUCACGCAGCCGUCAUUCCAGUAUCUCACCUGUCAGGCUUCCAUUGAAUUCCAGCCUGGGAGCAGAACUCAGUAGAAAAAAGAAGGAAAGAGCAGCUGCUGCAGCAGCAGCAAAAAUGGAUGGAAAAGAUUCCAAGGGUUCACCUAUAACUUUGACUAAAAAAGAUAAAGUUGAGGUGAAGGAGUCAGGGUUAGAGUGUAAAAAGUUACCCAGAGGUAUAAAGUCAGAAAAAUCUACCCCAGAUACUGAACUGGUAAAUGUGGCACAUUCAAACACAGAGGUAAAAAAUUGUUUAGAUACAGGGAAAGUUAAGUUGGAUGAAAACUUGCAGAAGCAUCCUGUUAAGGAUUUGAAAGCACAGGGAACAAAAGACGCUAAGCCUGUAGCACCGAAGGAAGUAAUUGUUACUUCAAAGGAGACAGAGACAUCAGAAAAAGAGGCCCUUCCACCUGUCCUCACAGUUACUUCUCCACCCCCUUUACCGUCCACUACCCCUCCACCUCAGACACCCCCUUUGCCACCCUUGCCUCCACUACCAGCUGUUCCCCUGCAGCCUCCUCUGCCUCCUCCCCAGCCACCAUUUAGUCAAGUUCCUGUUUCUAGUACUUCAAUUUUGCCCUCAUCUCCUCACCCAAGGACAUCUACUCUAUCCUCUCAGACAAAUUCUCAGCCCCCUGUACAGGUUUCUGUGAAGACUCAAGUAUCUGUAACAGCUGCUAUUCCACACCUGAAAACAUCAACAUUGCCUCCUCUGCCCCUCCCUCCCUUGUUACCUGGAGAUGAUGACAUGGAUAGUCCAAAAGAAAUGCUUCCUUCAAAGCCUGCAAAGAAAGAGAAGGAACAGAGGACCCGCCACUUACUCACAGACUUGCCUCUUCCUCCUGAGCUACCAGGUGGAGAUCCAUCUCCCCCGGAUUCUCCAGAGCCAAAGGCAAUUACACCACCUCAACAACCGUAUAAAAAGAGGCCCAAAAUUUGUUGUCCUCGUUAUGGAGAAAGAAGACAAACAGAAAGUGAUUGGGGGAAACGAUGUGUGGAUAAGUUUGACAUUAUUGGAAUUAUUGGAGAAGGAACCUAUGGCCAAGUAUAUAAAGCUAAGGACAAAGACACAGGAGAACUAGUAGCUCUGAAGAAGGUUCGGCUAGACAAUGAGAAAGAGGGUUUCCCAAUCACAGCUAUCCGGGAGAUUAAAAUUCUUCGUCAAUUAGUCCAUCGAAGUGUUGUUAACAUGAAGGAAAUUGUCACAGACAAACAAGAUGCACUGGAUUUCAAGAAAGACAAAGGUGCCUUCUACCUUGUAUUUGAAUAUAUGGACCAUGACUUAAUGGGACUGCUAGAAUCAGGUUUGGUGCACUUCUCUGAGGACCAUAUCAAGUCAUUCAUGAAACAACUAAUGGAAGGAUUGGAUUACUGUCACAAAAAGAAUUUCCUCCAUCGGGAUAUUAAAUGUUCUAACAUUUUGCUGAAUAACAGUGGGCAAAUCAAACUUGCAGAUUUUGGACUUGCUCGGCUCUAUAACUCUGAAGAAAGUCGUCCUUAUACAAACAAAGUCAUUACUCUGUGGUAUCGACCUCCAGAACUGCUGCUAGGAGAGGAAAGAUACACACCAGCUAUUGAUGUUUGGAGCUGUGGAUGCAUCCUUGGGGAACUGUUCACAAAAAAACCUAUUUUUCAAGCCAAUUUGGAACUGGCUCAGCUAGAACUGAUCAGUCGUCUCUGUGGUAGCCCUUGUCCAGCAGUGUGGCCUGAUGUUAUCAAGCUGCCCUAUUUCAACACCAUGAAACCGAAGAAACAAUAUAGGAGACGUCUCAGAGAAGAAUUCUCGUUCAUUCCUUCAGCAGCGCUUGAUUUAUUAGACCACAUGCUGACGCUUGACCCCAGCAAGCGUUGCACAGCUGAACAGACCCUGCAGAGUGACUUCCUUAAGGAUGUGGAACUCAGCAAAAUGGCACCUCCAGACCUACCUCACUGGCAGGAUUGCCAUGAAUUGUGGAGUAAGAAACGUCGACGCCAGCGACAAAGUGGUAUUGUAAUAGAGGAGCCACCACCAUCCAAAACCUCUCGAAAAGAAACUACCUCAGGGACAACAGCUGAGCCUGUGAAGAACAGUAGCCCAGUACCCCCUCAGCCUGCUCCUGUCAAGGCAGAGCCUGGUCCCGGGGAUGCAGUAGGCCUUGGUGACAUCACACAGCAGCUGAAUCAAAGUGAAUUGGCAGUGUUAUUAAAUCUGCUACAGAGCCAAACUGACCUGAGCAUCCCUCAGAUGGCACAGCUGCUUAAUAUCCACUCCAACCCAGAGAUGCAACAGCAGCUGGAAGCCUUGAAUCAAUCUAUUAGUGCACUGACUGAAGCCAGUUCCCAGCAGCAGGACUCAGAAUCCAUAGCCCCAGAGGAAUCAUUGAAGGAGGUACCCUCUGUAUCAGUGGUCCUGCCUUCAGCAGAACAGACAACCCCUGAAGCUUCAAACACAACAGCUGACAUGCAGAAUAUGUUGGCAGUUCUCUUGAGUCAGCUGAUGAAAACCCAAGAGCCAGCAGGUAACCUGGAGGAAAACACCAGUGACAAGAAUAGUGGGCCACAGGGACCCCGAAGAACUCCUACAAUGCCACAGGAGGAGGCAGCAGCAUGUCCUCCUCACAUUCUUCCACCAGAGAAGAGGCCCCCUGAGCCCCCUGGACCUCCACCGCCGCCACCUCCACCCCCUCUGGUUGAAGGCGAUCUUUCCAGCGCCCCCCAGGAGUUGAAUCCCGCCGUGACAGCCGCCUUGCUGCAACUUUUAUCCCAGCCUGAAGCAGAGCCUCCUGGCCACCUGCCACAUGAGCACCAGGCCUUGAGACCAAUGGAGUACUCCACCCGUUCCCAUCCCAACAGGACUUAUGGAAACACUGAUGGGCCUGAAACAGGGUUCAGUGCCACUGACACUGAUGAACGCAGUUCUGGUCCAGCCUUGACAGAAUCUUUGGUCCAGACCCUGGUGAAGAAUAGAACCUUCUCAGGCUCUGUGAGCCACCUUGGGGAGUCCAACAGUUACCAGGGCACAGGGUCAGUUCAGUUCCCAGGGGACCAAGACCUUCGUUUUGCCAGGGUCCCUUUAACAUUACACUCUGUGGUUGGGCAACCAUUCCUGAAGUCUGAGGGAAAUAGCAACUCUGUUGUACAUGCAGAGACCAAAUUGCAAAACUAUGGGGAGCUGGGACCAGGAACCACUGGGGCCAACAGCUCAGGAACAGCUCUUCAGUGGGGGGGCCCAGCUCAGUCUUCUGCUUAUGGAAAACUCUACCGGGGUGCAAGAGUUCCACCACGAGGGGGAAGAGGGAGAGGAGUUCCUUAUUAACCCAGAGACAUCAAUGCCCUGAAAGAUUCCUUCCCUAUCAAUCUUUCCAUCUAGUCCUCUGAACCUUUAAUGAAAUCACUUGCCAGAGCAAGGUAAUCAUCUGUAUUUGGCUACUGCAACACUGUCCGUUGUUUUCCUUGCUCACUUGCUACUAGCAAGAGACUCAACGAUGUUGGCACCAGUUCCUCCUGGUGGGCAAUAGCCAGAAUAUUUACUUCUGCUUUAUGUAGGAGCUAUAGUAAAAAAUACGGAGAAAACCGAGACGAGACAUUCGGUUGAAUAGUACCUUAUUGCCUGCACUUGAGCAGAAAAGAGUUAUGUUUUGAGAUGGCUCUGAAAAGGCUUUGGUUUUUAAAGUUUUGUUUCGUGUGUGUGUGUGUGUGUGUGUGUGUGUGUGUGUGUGUGUGUGUACGUGGGUAUGUUUGUGUGCGGUUUCUUUUGAAUUUUUAUUUAGUUCUCCAUUCCCCUUUAAAGAGAAUAGUAUUCACAAGAUCUGAGCUCCUCUUAGGGUUUUACUAGAAGGGAAAACAGUGGCUUAAAUGUUCCCUUCCUCGCUACCAUCUCACAUUUUUGCUUCAGUGAGCACUCCCCUUACCUAUGUUAAGCAUCUUGUACAUACCUAUUCCAAAUAAAUUACUCAUCCUUAAGUUUGCUCAAUUUUGACAAAAGUUAUGUUCCUCUUCCUGCUCAUUAAAGCAGGCUGUAGAAAGUGGCAUUCUUGGGCAAGUAAGUAGAUUUUUACCCAGUCUUUGCUUUUUGCCUGUUUACAUUUUCCUCCUCCUCCCCUUCCUUUUUGUCCCUCUCUUUUUCUUAACCUAUGUGUGUCUUCCCCUCUUCUCUCCAUAUCUUUUUGAGGCAUUUGUUUAGAAGAAAAUAUAGUAAAGAUGCCCAAGAACCUGGAAUACUUUUAUUUUUUUCUUUUUUUUUUUUUUUUUUAAUAAAGGAAAGGAAAUUUAAACUCCUACAUUGUUCUCUGUAACUCUUCAAUUCUAAAAUUUUUAUUUUGUUUUUUAAGCCAGUUCUAAAUGAGAGGUUGAUUUGUAAAUGAUAGGACAUUGCUGCUGAGCUUUGGUUAGAGAUGGCACCUACAUACAUACCUAGAGGGGUAAUAAGAUCAAUAAGCAUGUUUACAUGUAUAUUUUUAUGUUUAAGGAAAAAAGCCUUUCAAACAGAGCCUUGUGAUAUUGUCAGAGGAAAAUCCUGAAAAUACAUGGACAUGUAACCUAGCUUAGGGUGUAUAUCUGAAGAUAUAUCAAUCCCCAAUACCUUCAAAGAAAAAAAUUUAAGCAGCUUACCAUGGGAAAGAACAAUAGUGAUAAAGUAUACAUCACAGCAUGUAUAGCCUACCAUUUCUUGUAAGGAUCACUUUGUGGUAAAGGGUUUAAAGUAUGAUUUCACGAACUUUGCCUUAUCAAAACAGGAAAUGGAAGAGAGAAAGGAUCUCAGAGUGAGAUAACUUGAGAAGCUUCUCAUUAAGGCUUCCAUUUCUGAGUAUCAGCAUCUGGACUAUUGUAAAAGUAUAUAUGUCAUAUAUUGGCCUGCACAGACUUAAAGAGGUUUGUGAAAUGUAGAUUAAGCUCCCUUUUACAAAGAAAAACCCAAACAUACUUGAGCAUCUUGAAGAAUAGUUUUCAGAACUGAGUGAAAUUUCAUGUUUCAAUACCAAGUUCUUAAGUUAAAAUAUAUAUUUAGAAAGGUGUAUUAAUUUUUUAAAAAUUUAAAGAGGUGAAAGAACCCUCUUCAGCUACAUAAGAAUUAUUUUCCCCUGUUACAGAAAUAGAUACCUGUGUGUAUAUUUCUUUAUUUUCUGGAUUUUGGUCUGGCUUUGCCAUAAGGCCAAACACUAAUAGUAAGUGGACCUUCUAGCCAUUUGGCUUUGAUAGCUUUUUUUAUGCCAGGAUGUUUGAUUAGAUAUCCUAGGCACAGUGAGAUGCUAUCCAUAGAUUGCAUUAAAGUUUAUCUGUACCUUCAGUCUGCUACUAGUUAGUCCUCAGACGUGGGCCUUAUUUUAGGAUAUUUUAUUGUAAGGUAUUGGGCCCCAGUCCCAUAUUUUUGAUUAAAGAAACUGAGCGGGGAUACAUACGUACAUAAGUAUCUGUUCAGUGAAAAAACUGUUUUCCCAUCAAAUAUGAAUAAAUUUCUCUAUAUAUUUUCAUUGUAUUUUGGUUAUGGACAGUCAUCAAUAAUGUUUUCCCUUCCCUUCUGCCACACUAUAUUUUUAAUUAUGCCAAAUAGUCUAAAUAAUUUACGUAAGCUUCCAUUCCCCCAUCCCUACUAGGGAAGCGGGUGAGUGUAUGUGAAUGUGUGUAUAUGUAUGUGUGAACCUGUUUCACCCCCACCCCAUUUUGGGAGUCUAGCUUUUAAAAAAUAUUUUUGUAAUAAUUUUGACCUCUUCUGAAAGCAGAGGAAAGUAACUCAUUUAAAUAUCCUGAAAUCUGUGUGGAGGAAGAAAAGGUAUUUGGUCAUUUUUCAGCUACAUUAUAUCUAUAAACAUAAUUGAAGUAAAAAAAUGGCUUAAUUUUCAACCCAACUAUUUGAAAAUUAGAAGCCUAGUUCUAUUAAAAAAUGGUUUGGGUUUUACCUAUUGUGUCAUCAAAUACAUUAGUUUGAAAGUUGAGAAAUCUAAUUCUGUUUAUGAAUAAGAGGCAAAACUGGCUUGACCAUGAUCGUCUGUGUGUGUGUGUGUGUGUGUGUGUGUGUGUGUGUGUGUGUGUGUGCGCGCGUGUGUGUGUGCAGUUUUUAAAAGCAGAUUGCUUAACCCAGUUUCCUUAGUUUUUUUCAUCUGUCUAUAGGGAUAAGAACUCACAAAUUAUAUAACAGCUGUGUAUUUACAAAAGGGCAGUUAGCAACAAGUUUGUAUGUAGGACUUUUGUUAGCUUAUAAUCAUCACUCUGUGUGUGUGUGUGUGUGUGUGUGUGUGUGUGUGUGUGUGUGUGUGUGUGUGUGUGUAAUAUGCAUAUAUAGGUACAGUGCUUAACUGGUUACCAGCAGGUUUUGAGAGAGAAUGGUGCAUUGGAAAAGUGUCAGUUGCCAACUCAUUCUCCCUGAUUUAUAGGUUCCUGACACUGUAUUCCUUUCUCUCUCUUGAUUUUGGCCCCCAUUGGGUGUACCUUGUCUAUGUACAGAUAUUUUGUAAUAUAUUAAAUUUUUUCUUUCAGUUUAUAAAGAUGGAAAGUGGAGAUUGGAAAAUUAAAUAUUUCCUGUUAAUAUA